GAGGGGAUCACGUGGGGUGAUGAGACGUGGCAGUGUGGUCCUUCACUGCGCCGCCUCAGCCCGGGGAACAGUUGCUGGUAGAGGCACCGCUCGGUGAUUGCGGCCACAUCCAGAAUGAAGCGUCCUGGCGUUUUCCUGCUCUGUUUGCUGGCUUGUUCUGCGGUCUCAAAUCACGUUGGCGCGUUCAAAGAAGAAGAAGUGAAAAUAGAAGUUUUGUACAGGCCAGAACACUGUCAGCGGAAGAGCAAACGGGGAGACGCGCUUAAUGCACAUUACGAUGGUUACCUUAGUGACGGGUCGCAGAUUUAUUGCAGUCGUGAAGACAAUAAAGGUCAUCCUAAGUGGUUUCUGCUUGGUGUUGGCCAAGUAAUAAAAGGAUUAGACAUUGGUAUGACUGAUAUGUGUGAAGGAGAAAAAAGAAAAUUAACUAUACCACCUUCACUGGGAUACGGAACAUUUGGUAAAGGUAAAAUACCUCCCAAUGCAACCCUGAUUUUUGAAGUGGAACUCUAUUCAGUGAGAAAAGGACCACGGAGUGUGGAGUCUUUUAAUGCCAUUGAUUUGAAUGGUGAUCGACUACUUUCUCAUGAGGAGUUAAAGACGUAUGUGCAUGAAGAGUUUGCAAGAGAUAAUAGGAUUAAAGAUCCUUCUUAUAAGGAAAAAGUCCUCCUUGAUAUUCUCCAGAAAAAUGACCAUGAUGGAGAUGGCUACAUUUCUGCUAGGGAAUACAAUAUUUUCCAACAUGAUGAGCUCUAGAUUUGUGCUGUAAAAUUAAAUUUCUACCUAACUCAAGUGCAGUGUAUUUUUUGUUUGAUUCGAAUCUCUACAAACUUCAAAUUACUGCAGUGAGCAAACUUACUGUCAAGCACCACCCUUUGAUGCCUAAAAUGUUUUUAAGCCUAAUGUUAUGUUUGAUAUUCACAAAGAUGGAGAACUGAAUAACUCUGCUGUUUAGAAUUCAAAUGAAAUUGUACUGUUUUGAUCACUCAAAUAAAUAUUUUGAACAAUGAACUGU
Molecule: messenger RNA, 1015 nt
Organism: Pristis pectinata (smalltooth sawfish)
Lineage: Eukaryota; Metazoa; Chordata; Chondrichthyes; Rhinopristiformes; Pristidae
Gene: fkbp7
Product: FKBP prolyl isomerase 7
Exons: 4
Coding region: 115-756 (213 amino acids)
Molecular function (GO): peptidyl-prolyl cis-trans isomerase activity; calcium ion binding
Source: RefSeq, a predicted model, not a curated record